AUAUUUCUUCUUACCAAUUCCUACUGGUGAGCUACUAGCUAUCAUUGCAGGAAGUCAGCAUUCCAUACACAUUUAACAAUAGCUUAGUCCUUCAGACCAUCUGAUCAGUUGAGUUGUUUUCCGUCGUCUCUUUUCUCACGUUUUUUUUUUUGUUUUUUAAAUAACCGCUGUUCUUUGAAUUCAACUCACGAACAUCGAUAAGUGGUGCCCAAUUUUCAUUCUGAGCUUCAUUGGCAAGUGUUUUCUAUCUAUUUGCUUAAUCCUUCAUCACAGCAGAAGUUCAAUUGAUUGAUUAUGGCUGAUUUGAUUCCUGAUGAGGAGUAUUUUGCUGGAGAUAACUCUGCAGUGCCAUCAGAUUCUAUGGGAUCAUUAGAUGCUGCUUCAAAAGAAGGUGCUAAAGCAGGCUAUAAUAAACUGCGUAGAAACAGCCAAUUUUUCCGAGCCAAUCCAAAUGAGGAGAGCAAAGACCCCAAGGAUAAUGCAAAAGAUCAGUUGAAAGCUGGAUAUACUAAUGGGAUUAAAAAAGCACAAUCUCACCAUAUUUUUAAGCUUGAUCCAGAUAGUUCAAAAGAACAUGAGUUCUUAGAAGAAAAUCAAAAGGGAUGGAUUCAUGGUCUUCAUACCCCUCAUGUUGUUUUCAAGUAUGAAUCAAAUAAAGUUGGUAAAGAUAGUUUUAUCCAAGAUAAAAGUCGUGACGAACGUAUGUUUGUUCCCAAGGCAAGUUUUGAAGAGGCUAGUAAUGGUUCAAUUCAAACCGGUCUGACUAGUGACUCCUCUGGUUCUAUGGAUCAAGCCGAUCAUGAUGAUGUUACUUCAAGCGUUUUCAAUAACGAAUCAACUACUAGUUCUUUCUCUGGUUAUUACUCUUUACCAAGUAAUGCCAUUAAUUUUCCCCCUAGUGUCAGAGCUACAAUCAAUUUGAAUGCUAGUCCUGAUUUGGGUCAUAUCUGCUACCAAAAUCAUCAUGAUAUUAAUGAUUGGACUUUCACUUUUGGUGGGUUAUUUACAAAUCAAUUAAUCAAUUUCAAAUUAUUAGGUUUACCAAAAGAUGUUGAUCCUGAUCGUAUCUCAAUUGAAUUCAAUUGUGAAUUACCUCCUCAUGUUGAUCGUGAAAUGAUUGCUUCCCCUUAUUUAAUUCAAAAUAAUUCUUUAUAUUUAUUGAAUUCAAUUAGAAGUACAAUUAGUUUCUUAGAACCUACUUUUAACUUUGGUGAAACUCCAACUAGUAUUAAUGCAAUGAUGAGUUCUCAAAUUUCUUAUAGACACAUUUUCUUUUAUGGUGGUUUCAGUAUUGAUACUCUUAGUACUUAUUAUGAUCCCACAAUUAAUAGAUGGAUUGUUAAAAAAACUAUAAAUAUGAAUGAAGAUGGUUAUAUCUUAGAUGUUUCAACUUUUAGAUUUACUAAAAUCUCUUUGAAACCUAAAGAAGGUCAACCUAAAAUUGAUUUAGGUAGAAUAGGGGCUUCUGUAACUUCAAAUAUUUAUCAUAGAGAAGAAUCAAAUGCUGAUCUACCUGAUAGAAUUCCUUCUCCUCCAAUUUUUUCCGAAGGUGUUGAUCUUAAACCAAAACAUUCUAAUCAUGCAUAUCACUCUCCUCAAACCCCUGGUAGUCCACUGACUAUUAAACAAACUAAUUUGAAUGCUAAGUCAUCCUCUCAAACUCAACUUAAUGCUCCAAUUCCUUCCAAAAGUGUUAGAGCUGAUGGUCUAAAAUUACCCUCUUCCCCAGCCAAACAAAAAUCAAUCUCAUCAAUGGCUACUAGAGUUGACCAUUCGUCAAAUGCUUCCAAUAACUCGGAAAGUAAUAAUUCAAAUAUGAAUCCAAGUUCACUUGCAAGCUCAGCAUCUUCCUUUUUAAUAAAAGGUACUAAUAAAGUUGUAAGAUCAGGUACUAAUUUAUCAAAUAAUUCAGCUUCAACAAAUGCAACUAGUAACUCUAGGGUACCUCCAGUUCUUGCAAAUUUGAAAAAUAGCCCAAGUAAUAGCUCUUCGUCCUCCGCUUCUUCUUCACCUAGUAGUGGACCCGGUUCGAAAAUGAGUAAUGUCCUUUCAAAAUCCAGUCGUAUUUUCCAUAGAAAUCAUCAACGUCAACCAAGCAGUAACAAUAGAGGACAAAAUAAAACUAACGAUGCUAAUAAAGAAACCAAUAAUGUCACUCCACAUCCAUUGAAAAACACAUAUUCCAAAGAUAUGAAACAAAGAAGAUCUAAUUCUAAUUCAAGUCAUCAUAUGCAACAGCCAACAUCCGCUAUCGCAAAUGAAGCUCCAAUCAGUAGAUCUGGCUCAUCUACUCGUAAUAACCCACCACCUCCUCCUCCUGCUCCUCCUGCUGUUCCUAAUUCGUCGAAUACUUAUCAUAAGUCAAGAUUAUCUGGUGACAGUCCUCUUAGUGAUAAUUAUUCUAAAAAUGAUAACUUACCAAAUGAAACCUUGGAUUUCAAACCGCUGCUUGGUCCAAAACCUUUUUAUGCUAACCAGCAAUACGCUCCAACUGCAUUAAGAACCAAUCAUUUGAAUAGUGGUGGUAGCCAUAGUGCAAAUACUAGUGUUGUUAAUAGCCCAACUGCGUUAAAUGCAAGUGUUUCAGCAGUUGGUGAUCCAACUUCAAUACAUUUAAAUGAUACUGCAAAUCACGAAAUACCUAAUGAACAAUCAUCAUUCGCUGAGUCAAAUGAAAGUAAUCUCAGAAAUCCAUUGUUUGGUGAAUCAAUUCAAAGAAACGGUAUUCAAUGUAUUAGUGUUUUUGUUUUUGGUGGAUUUACUUGCCAUUUAGAUCCUAAGGACCCCCAUGCUAAAGUUUUCAAAGCAUCGAGUGAUUUGUUGAAAAUAGAGUUGAUAAUUCAAGAAGAUUCAAUUAACUCUUUGUUUUUCGAAGAUGCUAUAGUUUAUUUAAUUGGUAAUGAAGAGACAUGCAAAUCUAGAGAAUUACUUGUUCAAAAUGGUGCUUCUAAAACUGAGAAUGAAUUCUUUUGGCCCAGUCUGAGGGGCUAUUUUGCAUCGGCAAUUAUUGAUUUCAACUCAAAUCUUGAACGUAAUUGUCAAUUAUUUAAUGGUAAGCUAAAUGAAUUGAAUGCAUUUGAUAAUGGUUCAGGUCACCAUGAUUCUACUGAAAAUUCUACGUUGAGAGCUGAAUCUGGUUCUUUUAGUGAUAAUUUUUCAACAAGUGAUCAAUCUAACUCUAAAAGUUCUUUCGUUUCAGGUAUUGGCCUGAGUGGAUCAAUCACAAGACCAAGAACUCACGGUAACUUUUUUGAUGGCAAAGCAUUGUUUGUUCAAGGUGGUGUUGAUGAUAAAGGAAUUCCAAAAAGUGAUUUCAACGUAUUUUCCUUUGACAAUGGUAAAUGGUAUUCAUUUCAAACUUAUAUGUUCAACUAUUUUGAUAACCAUAUUCAGCCAUAUGAAGAUGAUGAUGGAACCUCAUUUUCUUGUGACAGGGAAGUUGCUGACCCAAAAUUAGUUGAAGCUGAAUUGCGUGCUUGCCAUCAUAGUUCAUUAUUUUACCAAAAUGAAGAAAACGAUUACUUAAUCUUCUUAGGAGGUUUUUAUAAUGAUUACCUUAGAUUCUUUGAUAAAGAACCUUACACUAGUGAUAAAUAUGAUGUUUCUAGAUUAUCAAAAUUACAAUUUCAAACUAACAAUCCUACAUUAUCAAGAAUUGCUAUAUUGAAUUUGAAAACUCAAACUUGGAGAUUUAUGAAAUAUUUCUGUGAUAUGAAACAUUUUUUCAAAGAAAAAGAGUUAUACAAAGUUCAUAAUAAUCCAAGUUGGAUUAACGCAAGAAUUAGUAACUAUGGUGGUGCUAUUUCUUUAAAUGGUAAAAUGGUCACCCUUUGCCAUGGUUUAGUCAAGGUUGUACCUGAAAAAAGAGAAGACUAUGAUCGUCUCCAGCAGGAAUUCUCUUAUGGUCCAAUUAUGUGGGGUGCUCAUGUUCAUUUUACCUUCCCUAGUUUAUAGAUGCUUCUGAUUUCUCUGUUUUUGUCUUUUUGUCCUUGUUUUUUGUUCUUUGCUAUUUUUUAUUUUAUCAUGAGAUUUUAACUUCCUCGGGAGCUUUUUAUUCAUUCAUAUCUUCUAAUGACUUCACUUUAUGGGUAACAGUUGAACUUUUUCAUUCAAACUUUUUUUCAAUAAAUAUUAUACCUUUAUCUUUGCAA
Hyphopichia burtonii NRRL Y-1933 is the source of this 4151-nucleotide messenger RNA. RefSeq lists its product as uncharacterized. The transcript has a single exon. Lineage: Eukaryota; Fungi; Ascomycota; Pichiomycetes; Serinales; Debaryomycetaceae. Bases 295 to 3954 code for a protein of 1219 amino acids. The record is from RefSeq and is a predicted model, not a curated record.